AUGCCGAAAGACGGUAAAAAGGUGAAGGCUGUAGCCAAGGUAAGUUCCUGUCAUUUUUUGUUAUUUAAAAAUGUUUUUAUUAUUUAGAAAAGGCAUUUUUUGUUUUGUAAAGAAAGUUUUUGCCAUUUUUCCCACUGUAAACAAAGUUCUGGCCAUUUUUCAGUUCAAUUUUGACUUGUGUGCUUUUUUUAACUGACUGCGUACGCGUACGGCUAGAGUAAAAUAAAACGGAACAAAAGAAGUUAAGUAAAACAAAGCAAAAAUACAAAAGUAAUUUUUCUAUUUUCCAGGAGGACGACCCGACCGUCUUCGAUGAGUCGUUGACGGCGUUGAGCAAACGCCGGCGGGAGGAACGAAGGGCGAGGUAAGAUGAAGCUUUUUUUGUAAAUUUAAAAAAAACGGACUAAACGAAGGCUGAUGUAAAGACUUAUCUUUUUCCAUCGAUUCCACUUUAUUUUGACCAUACCCUACUAUAACCUAUCCUAUCUACCAUACCACAUCCUAAUAUAACGUACCAUAUGAUACCAUACUAUGCCAUACUAUACUUGACUAUAUUAUACCAUUUAUGUUGUUUUACUUACCUAUUCUACCAUACUCAUGGAUAGUACACGGUAUUGCUGUAUAAGAUUGAAUAAGGUAAGGCAUGGUAAAGUUUGUUAUGGUACGCUAAACUGUAUAGGAUAUAUCAUGGUAUGUUAUGGUAUGAUAGGAGAUGGUAGGGUAUAUCAUGUUAUAAUAUGGUAGGGUAUUGUAUAUGUACAGGGCUAGAGCUCCCAGAAGCUAUAUGCAGGGUUGAACCACCCGGGGCGAAUCGGGAAUUACGUCCGUCUGGGAGAGAGAAGACUCUUCAACCAGAGAUCUACGACAAUAUAAGUCGUAGUUAAACCAAAAAUGAAUAAAGAACUGCCAAAGACAGUUUUACCAACAAGUCAAGCAAUAAGUAAUGAGUUAACUUCUAAUAACUUCAAACAAUCAAAGCCAAUUAAGAUAAUAUAAAAGUUUAUAACUCAAACCAAAUCAAAUCAUGCAAAAAAAAACAAAGUAAAUCAAAGCAAACAAUAUAAUUAACUAAAAGGUUCAAACAUAAACUCAGUAUCAAUCGUAUAUCAAACUUUACAAACAACAACGGCUCAGAACAAACACACUCGAGGCUCUCAACUGCCGAGAAAAAAUCCGUGAUUGCCACGAAUUAGGCCGGCCAAUUGGCACGAACGUUUUCGUGGUGGGAUCCACGGACAGUAUAUUAGGUACAAUAUGGUAAAGAUCUGUAGAACUACCUCGGCUGUGUCUUAAAGAAAUUUUCACCCCAAAUCAUGACUUUAGCACCAUUUUUGAAAUGCAUUCCAGCAAUGCGACCUUUCAGGCUUCUGAAUAUAUGAUAAUCGGAAGGAGCAAUGUCGGGGCUGUAGGGCGGACUAGGCACUACAGUCUAGCUCAAUUCACCAAGAGAUUCUGGCGUCACCUUCGGACUGUGAGUUCGAGCGGCAUCUUGUCAAAGUUUCACAGCGGAAAUAUCAACCCCCAGAUUGUAGAGAGCAUGGUUGAUUUGUUUUAAUUGUUCUUUGUAGACAUCUGCCGUAAUUAUUUAUCCAGGUUUCAGAAACCCGUAGUACACUAUUCGCGUGGUAGACCACCAUACGCAACGGAAGGUUUUGUUGUUUACCAUGAAGGUCAGGUUUCGGAGUAGAUACAGCUUUUGAGCCAAUAUCAAUCUAUUGUCUUUUAACCUUCUUUAUAUUGUACAGUAUCCAGCUUUCAUCCGAAGUAAUAAUUGGUUAAAAAAACCUCGAGUUUUGGACAAGCGAAACAAAAUAUCACAAGUAUUGACCCUUGUCGCCAUGUUGGAAUCACUGAGAUCGCGGAGCACCCGCCUGCCACUUUUGUUGAGCUUCACAUCAUGCCAAGAUAAAAGAAAAAUGGAACUAAGGUGGCCGUGGCAUUUCGUUAACUCAAAAGUCUCAAAUAUUGAUUCAAAAAAUAAAAUAAAUAUUUAAAAUGUUGAACGAAACGUGUGAAAUUAUCAAAUAAUAGUUAAAAUAAAUCAAAUUUUGAGCUGUAACAAAUACUAAAAAAUUCGCUAUGUUUCGGCGGUUCUUUGAAGGCCAAACUAGUCUUGAUCCUUCAAAGAAUCGUCCAGAUAUGACACUACAAGUUUACCACAAACGAAUUUCAUUUUCAAAAUUCCGACCGCUUAAUUUCAAACAAUUUUUUACAAAAAAUAGAAUUUCACACUUCAUCGUUUUUUACACGAAAUGUCACUCUGUCUUUAGUUCCUCUUUUGGCAUGACGUGAGCUUUCCUAGUUUGUGAAGAUGAUUGGCGAUGGUUUGCGAGGUACGGGGAAGAAUAUGCGACAACUCCUAAAUUAGUAUUUAACUCAAUCAGUUGAUGGCAUCUGCCACUUCAUGACCUCGUUUGUGUUGUUUGUCCACAAGGUCAAGGUUCACAGUAUGAAACUUUGAAAACCACGUCUGCACAUGUCUAACACUUAUAACGUCUUCUCCAAAAACUUUUGCAAACGUACGAUGGCAUCCAAUAGCACUUUUACCUUGUUUAAAUUCAUAGUCGCCUGCGAUACCGCACCUCCAAACUGAGCUUAGUCAAGUUUUACCCAGAUUUUUCUAAAUAGACAAAGACAAACAGACAAGUCUUAUAUAUCGUUCGAUUUGCAUUGCAACAAGCUACAAAACAAAACAAAUCCCGUCAAAUAAUAUUAUUUUUAAAAAAAGUUAUAACUUGUAAAAGUCCGCGGAAGUUUAUAGUUAGGACUCUAAUAUAAAUAAAAAAGCACCAUAAUAAGUAUCAUAUCUGUAAAAAUAACAUUUUUUAUGCUGAUUUUGAUAACUAAAAAAUAAAAUUUUAAAAAAUCCAGUUUUUAACCGAGAAAAAACGCAAGUUCAUAUUUGUAGACCUAAUACCAAAAAUAGCAAAAACUUUGUUCAAAUAAAAAUUUGAUUUAAAGCUUUCUAUUCAACAAUGUUAAAGAUUAUAACAAAUUUUAGGGCUCUACGAUCAGCCAGUUGCCCUGCCCUUAAUCUUGAGGGAUGCAAUCUGGCAAAUUGCCAGGUUGCGGUCGCCGCCGGAGGAGUCAGUAAGUUUUUUUUGUACAGCGAAAAAACAUAAACUAAAUGUUUUAAAUGAAAAAAUAAUUUUUAAAAAAUAUCAGGUAAUCCAAAUGUGAAUGAUCGUUUUUAAAUUAUAAGUCCUGUUUCAGAAAUAGUUUUGAGUUGUGUUCCAGAAAGAAAAAAAUAA
Bursaphelenchus okinawaensis is the source of this 3251-nucleotide messenger RNA. The record is from the annotation of a GenBank genome assembly. NCBI's taxonomy places the organism in Eukaryota, Metazoa, Nematoda, Chromadorea, Rhabditida, Aphelenchoididae.